UGAGAAUUUGGAAGGAACUGGGGAAGCCGAUUUAUGUGAUGACUUUGUGAUGAGCGCAAGAGACAUGAGAAUUUUAGAAGAUGCUCGAGAUGUUUCUCAAAAAGAUGAAGGUGGUAAUGAGAAUAACAGAGAAACGCCAUCUAUCAAACGGGCUGUCGGAAAGAGGGAGAGGAAGGAUGGACCCUCUGUUACUUCACCUUAUAUGCCUCUAGAUCAACCAAAGGAAGGCACAAAGAAGAGACGUGUCAUCCAGAUAUUGGAUAGUCCUGAGGGGAAAAAAAGUGCAAAAAUCAAGAAGGCUUCAUACCUACAUCUAGAGACUAUCCAGGUAAGGCACUGGCGUUUGAUUAUGAGAACAAAUUAAUUGAAGACUUUCUACAAUCGAGAAUGAACAGUGAUACGUACAUUUGGAAGUGUGCCGAAGCAAGCGUAUCUCGCUUAGAUGCUUAUAUACUAUUAACGGGAGGUGAACUCAGUGACGAUGUGAUCGAUGCAUUUGUUAUUCGGCUUUGUAACAAGAUUGAAACAACUAAUAGUUAUGAUCGAAAGAUACAUGUCACAAGACCUUGGCUUGCACAAGCAUUUCUAGAAGGAAAUCUUAAAAUGGUGGCAAAACGAAUGAAUGAAAAUGUUUCUCAGCAGAAGUUCUUGGAAGGUGAAAGGAUUCUGAUCCCGAUUGUCAGCUCCGGACAUUGGCACCUGGUAGAGUUAGUGAGAGAGGAGACAAAAUUCUAUCACUACUCCUCAAUCAACUCCCCCAUUUAUACCGCCGAUGCUGUGAAAUUUAUAAAUAAGUUUAUGAGUUUCAUUGAGAGUAAUUGGGGAUUGGGGAAAUUAGAGCAUCAUGGUCUUGUGUCAGUUGCCGUGCCACAACAAGGACCGUAA
Molecule: messenger RNA, 885 nt
Organism: Asparagus officinalis (garden asparagus)
Lineage: Eukaryota; Viridiplantae; Streptophyta; Magnoliopsida; Asparagales; Asparagaceae
Exons: 5
Coding region: 388-885 (165 amino acids)
Biological process (GO): proteolysis
Molecular function (GO): cysteine-type peptidase activity
Source: RefSeq, a predicted model, not a curated record